Messenger RNA from Mycena indigotica, 726 nucleotides. RefSeq lists its product as uncharacterized. The coding region runs from base 1 to 726 and encodes 241 amino acids. The record is from RefSeq and is a predicted model, not a curated record. Lineage: Eukaryota; Fungi; Basidiomycota; Agaricomycetes; Agaricales; Mycenaceae. The transcript is spliced from 3 exons.
AUGGCUAACACCACUACACUUCCUUCCUUCGUCGAGCUCAUGGCUUCCCUCGGUUUGGAUCAGGCCCAGGACCGCUCCCCUUCAUCGUCCCCUUCAUCUUCACCUCGUGCUACACCACCUUCACCUUCAAAGUCUCGCUCAAAUCCUUCUCUCCGCGACUCAGCUGCAUCUCGUAACCGCCUUGCCCGCUAUAACCCGUACUCCCCGAAGCUGUCUGAACGCCGAGGCAGUCUGUCCUCAUUAUCCUCGUCUUCUUCAUCUGACUACGAGCGCCCUAUCGUACGGGCAUAUUCGACUUCACCACACCCACCUUCCUCUCCCCGUGCCCGCAGACGGCAUGGCAACAAGCUCACUGUGAACGUUUUCGGCUCCAAUUCAGACUUGGCUGCCAACACCCCCAUCUCAAGUUAUGUGCGCCGAAAGACCCCUGGCGCAUCACCAACUUCGCCCACCUUCCCUCGGGAAGCGCUUGAUUACUCUCCUUCAUCGUCACCCAUGCCUUUCAGCAUACCCACUCUACCGACCCUUUUCCCUAGAUCGGCGAGCUCAGAGUCCUUCCCACUCACUCCAAAUUCGGACAUCUCUUCGACCAACAACUCCCCGAACCCUGUCACCAAACCUCUUCCUGAUGAAGAGCGGUUAUAUUUCCAUCGCACCUACCAUACCGGCGUACGAAUCUCGUCGCCACCCAUGUCAGAGGGUCGCUUUCCACGCGCCCAGUCAUGA